CUGCGAUUGAAAGUUUGGACAUGUACGGCCGUGAUACUUGCCAUGACUUUUAUGCAACACUGCAUGGUACUUCGCCUCGACUGUCAAUGUCCCUGCAUCAACAUUGCUUGACCCAACCAAAAGCACAACCCUCAUUGCAUCACCAGUCAAUGCUAGGUUUAGAGAAUAGUAAUAGCACGAGUGCUCUCCAACCUUCAAUUGGUUUGCUCACCCCUUUUUCACAAGCCUCAGAAUUAAAUCGGCAUGUGCCUGCAACCCCUUUUGUGACUAAUUCAACUCGUGUUGACUCUUAUAAACAGCUUUAUCCUGGUACUUCAUUUACCAGCUCCGUAUGUGCUGCCAUGAGCCACCUCUGUGCCUGCGGGGCCGUCAUGACGCUGAUUCAAAAUCGCAAGGUAUUUUGUCCAUCAGGACAUAAUUCAAGAUUGCCCCCACAAGCCCAAGAGGCUUUGGACAGUUCAGUGCUCUGCACUCCAACUAUAAGUGGUUUUAUUAAAACCGAAUCUAGAAACUGUGCUACAUUGGUUUCUGCACCAAUCAUGAUUCAUCAGUCGAAUAGUAGUAUCAGGCAUCAUGAUGCCAAUCCGAAUAGCAGGACUAAUCGCAUCAGCAACUGUACAUCUAGUGCUAGCCCAAGUGCAUCAUACGCCAACACUUUGAGCAAGAUCAGUACCACUACCAGCAUUGCAACUGACCAUUUGGCACAGUUGGGAUUGUCAAAGAGACGGGUAUUUGGACUUCUUCGACAUGAGAUGGCAAUACAUAGUAGUGCAAGAGCCAGAAUGGUGCUGUAGUUUUGGUAUUACUGUCGUAUUCAUGUAAAAUGGAGCACAUUAUCUUGCAGUGUAUGUUGCUUCAGAAUAUACAAUGACUGGUGUUGCCCUUUUACAAACCGACUGCUUUUUCAACUCUUCUAAACAACGUCCAUCUUUUGGUGCCCACAAUCAUUUUUUCAUUUUUCGGCAUAAGCCAUACACUACAAUCUUCAGAUUCAUCCAUUGCAAUUCAGAUAUUUGGUGACUUUCAAAUCACUCCUAAUUUCAUACAUUCUAGCGCAAAAAACAAAGAUUGCACGUCCUGGGAGUACAACUGCUGUUUUCUUACCAUUCGCCCAAUGUUUGGUUUGUAGGAAAAGAUAGCGAAUCAAGUGUUGAGGACUUACUGGAGCUGCGAUGUGAUGCAAACAUUUGUUUAGUUGUUUUAUGCAAAAAUGAGCACGGAGAAAGAUCAGUAGACUGUUGGGAAGUUUAAAGAGCAGACGUCCAAUGGAAUCGAUGGGAAUUGAUACCAAUCACUCAUGAAACUGGCGGUUUAUUAUGCAGACACAUCUAUUUAGCUUUUCAUUUUAUGUGAAUAUGACUGUAAUAGAUGCGUGGUUUGCAUAUGGCUAGUCAUGAUGUACUUUUGAAUCUACCAAUCCAUGUAUAUGUGACUCUACAUUAAAAAUUACAAACCACC
Batrachochytrium dendrobatidis JAM81 is the source of this 1458-nucleotide messenger RNA. RefSeq lists its product as uncharacterized. The coding region runs from base 21 to 794 and encodes 257 amino acids. The transcript has a single exon. Lineage: Eukaryota; Fungi; Chytridiomycota; Chytridiomycetes; Rhizophydiales. The record is from RefSeq and is a predicted model, not a curated record.